Messenger RNA from Capsella rubella, 1330 nucleotides. RefSeq names its product transcription factor MYB73. Lineage: Eukaryota; Viridiplantae; Streptophyta; Magnoliopsida; Brassicales; Brassicaceae. The coding region runs from base 208 to 1158 and encodes 316 amino acids. Gene Ontology annotation, cellular component: nucleus. The record is from RefSeq and is a predicted model, not a curated record. Gene Ontology annotation, molecular function: RNA polymerase II cis-regulatory region sequence-specific DNA binding; DNA-binding transcription factor activity, RNA polymerase II-specific. The transcript has a single exon. Gene Ontology annotation, biological process: regulation of DNA-templated transcription.
UACAAAGAAAAUUAAAGUAGUUAAUUAAGUUCUUGUUAGCUAUAACGAGAACCGGUAGAACCGGUGACCAUUAUAACCAUCACAUCUCGUAUAAAUACUCUCUCCUCUUCACACUUAUCUUCUCAACCCAAAAAAAAACUAAGAAACGCGUUUUAAACGAUUUGCAUUAUUUUAUUUUAUUUUCAAAAAAAAAGGGAAAAAGAUCCGAUGACGUCUGGUUCGACCCGGAAAGAAACGGAUCGGAUCAAAGGGCCAUGGAGUCCUGAAGAAGACGAUCUGUUACAAUCGCUGGUUCAAAAGCACGGACCGAGGAACUGGUCUCUGAUAAGCAAAUCGAUCCCUGGACGUUCCGGUAAAUCUUGCCGUCUCCGGUGGUGUAAUCAGCUAUCUCCGGAGGUUGAGCACCGUGGUUUCACGGCGGAGGAAGACGAUGCUAUCAUACGCGCUCACGCUCGGUUCGGUAACAAGUGGGCUACGAUCGCGAGGCUUCUCAAUGGUCGCACCGAUAACGCGAUUAAGAAUCAUUGGAACUCAACGCUGAAACGUAAAUGUAGCGGUGGCGGCGGUGGUGGAGAGAAAGGACAGAGCUGUGGUUUCGGUGGUAAUGGAGGGUAUGAUGGUAAUUUAACAGAUGAACAGCCGUUAAAACGGACGGCGAGUGGCGGUUACAGUGGAGUUGGGGUUGUGGUAACGGCGUUAAGUCCAACGGGAUCUGACGUCAGCGAGCAGUUAAGUGGAUCUGUUAUACCGGUUUCGUCUUCUCGUGUAUUUAAACCGACGGCGAGAGCUGGUGGAGUUGUGAUUGAGUCUUCGUCGACGUCGGAGGAGGAGGAGAAAGAUCCGGCGACUUGUUUGAGUUUGUCUUUGUCUUGGGUCAACAGCGAGUCAACUCCGGGAAGAAGAGACACGGCGGAGUUGUUUCCGGUGAAGAGAGAAGAAGAAGAAGAGAAGGAAAGAGGGAUUAAUGGAUUCGGUGGAGAUUUCAUGACGGUGGUUCAGGAGAUGAUUAAAACAGAGGUGAGGAGUUACAUGACGGAUUUACAGCUAGGGAACGGCGGAGGAAGCGGCGGACGAGGAGGAGGAGGAGCAAGUUCGUGUAUGGUGCAAGGUCGUAAUGUAGGGUUUAGAGAGUUUAUUGGAAUAGGAAAGAUCGAGUAGUGAGAGAGAGAAGAUGAAGAUGAAGAGAUGAAUCAUUUCGUUUUCCUCUGUUAUUUUCUCGGGAAAAUGACUCAGAGAGAAAAGAGUCAAAGUUUGAUGAUUUGAGAUUCAAUUCAUUAGAAAGAAAAAGAAAGAAAAAAACUUUAAUAAAUGGAUUGAUUUUGAUGAAGAA